Colletotrichum truncatum is the source of this 1602-nucleotide messenger RNA. RefSeq lists its product as uncharacterized. The record is from RefSeq and is a predicted model, not a curated record. NCBI's taxonomy places the organism in Eukaryota, Fungi, Ascomycota, Sordariomycetes, Glomerellales, Glomerellaceae.
AUGAAACCCGUCCAAGCCCCAACCCAUAACUAUCGUCUUCUUUUCUUGACCUUCGUUCAUACCUUCUUUUUCUGCAGCCCAACACAUGCAGUACCAUCUGUCCAUGAGUCUCGCAACAACAACCCUUUAAACAUCAAUUGGGAUCCCGCCCCAGCACCCGAGGACGGUCCGCCCGCAUCUGCAAACGCUUUGAGAGAUCCUGCUUACCUGCCCUACCAAAUUGGUGCAAUCGUCGGUUCAUACGGCGUGUCAUUGGUGCUGGUCGCCGUUUUGUUGCUCAUACUCUCAAGAAGACGUCGCGAGGCCCUCUCCGCAGGUGACAACGAAGUCGACUUCGACGAACCUAAGUCGUCACCGAGACUUACAAUAGAGGUGCCGAAUUCGCCCAGAAGCAUUCCGCGAAGCCCCGUCCGCAACUUUUCAUACCCUUCUCCAGAGGACUACCAGACCCCCGAAUAUCCCUCUCCUCAGACGCCUUACGUGGCCCCAACGCCCACGUCAACGCUGCACGCACCAGGGACAGACUUUUCCGUGGAUCAGAGAGUCGUCGCAAAGGACAAGAAAAUGGCGCAGACGCAGCUUGAGGAGAUGUACAAGUACGUGAUGGAGCAGGAGGAGGCUAAAGCGCAAGGCAUCACGCUGCAGGGCUCGCCGGUACUUUCGAGCAAUGCGCAGUUCCCGCCGCCGAACAACGCCAACUUUGGCAAGCCGACGCUCAAGAAGGAAAGGCACAAGCCGGCCAACUUGAACCUGUCAGAAGACAAGCCGGAGAAGCAGUCGCGAGCCUCGUCCAUCUUUUCGGCUCUGCGUUCCCCCAAGAAGAACAAGCAUGUCAAGGGUAUCAGCAUAUCAUCGCCCAUCAUGACCCCCAUGACAGGAACUUUCCCAAGGCAGGAGUCGCAGGAGAUGAACGCUAUCCCACCGCGGCAAUAUGCGCCACCGCCGCCACCGCCGAUCCCCACAGACCAGAUUCCGUACGGGUUCAAUCAGCAAAACGGCCAGGUUUCUCCCAUCACCCCGGAUCACUCGCCGGAGAGCACGCAGAGUAUUGAUGAGCGGAUCGGAGGGCAGAUCCCUAUCGGCCACGUGCGGAAGCCUUCUGCAGCCCCAUCUGGCUACGCCGUCUCGGAAGUGGAUCCCAACUCGGCCACUACGGAAAGGUCAACGGCCCCGCUCAUCGGUCUCCCGCAGUCUCCCAAGCCCGGUGCCCGCUUCCCCACCUUGCCCGCCUCUCCCAAGCCCGGUGCUACAUUCCCCUCAUCACCUCAGCCGGGGGCCACAUUCCGAUCCAAGGCUCCCUCAGCCGUCCGCACUGGCGGUGCGCUACCCCUGCGUGCGUACGAGCCGGCCCUCAGCUCGCCAUCCAUGACAUCGCAGACCACCAAGCAAACCGUGUUUACGCGCACGGGACCGCUGUCGCCGUCGGGAGCGCGCACGCCGGCGACUGGCAUGGCAGUGCCGUACUCACCGUACCAGCCGUUCACGCCUUGCGUGCCGAUGACCCCAUCGCUGGUGACCAAGGCAGACCGCAAGAGGAUGAAGAGGCUGGAACCCAAGACACCGACUUUGGAGAUGGUCAAGAGUGACGACGACAUUUGGUGA